AUGAACGCUGCGAAGGCGAACACUGAUGUGACGCAGCACGUUGUACUUCUAGAGAGGCCGGGACGCAGCCCCCAGCCGAGGCGUGGCCGUCUGGUCCUGCAACUCUUCCUCCUCCCAGUUCCCUCACCUCCUGAGAUGUUCUCUGGUGGUCCUGAAAGCACAAAUUGCACAGAGGAACUGGCAAUUGUUUUCGUCUCAACCAAGAGAUGCGUCCAGGACAUCGCCAGACUUCUUUGGCAUCAUAGCUUCGGUGUUGCGGAGAUCCAUGGUGACAAGGACCAACGAGAACGCGAUUUAGCGCUGCGCUCCUUUACCAACAAGGAGAAGAGAGUGAUGGUGGCCACAGAUGUCGCCUCUCGUGGACUUGACAUCAAAGGUGUCAAACUGGUCAUCAACUAUGAUGCCGCCAAUACUCCUGAGGACUAUGUACACCGCAUCGGUCGAACGGGCCGGGCGGGUGAGAAAGGUCUUUCGUACACCUUCCUGGUGAAGGAGGAUCCCCUAGACCUUCGAAAAGCGAAGGCCAUCUUGGAGGUGAUGCAGACGGCAGAGCAGGAGGUUCCCGAGGAGCUCAGGGAACUGGUGGGGGUGAAAGCGUCCAAAGCCUCCAAAGGUGGCAGGGGCAAAGGUGGUGGCAAGGGCGGAAAAAAAGGUGGCUUUAAGGGCGCUUCCAAGAGCAAAGGACCACCUCCUGGCCCUUUAGCAGGCUGUGCGCCCAUAAACGGCGGCCUUAUGGGUGGAUAUGGUGGGGGAGCUCGUUUCUGCACAUUUGGAAGUUUCAUACGUACCAAGCUGCGCCUUGCCGCAGCUGUUACCACUUUUCACCGUGGCGGCCGUGUUUCCGGUGGGCCACGCGUGGCCGAAGCGAUGUCUGAGAAUCGAGCAUUUUCAUCGUUUCAAGUCGAGGAGCCGAGUGGCCUGGAUGGCACCGAUGUCCUGUCUGUCCUGCACGAGGCAACGCCGGUGGGUGAGCGCGCGGACUGCAGCGAAUGGGCCGGCGUUCCCGUGGAGAUGGAAGAAAGUCAUCGUGCGGCCCUUCAGAGCAACAGUGAAGCGAUUUUCAACAUGCUGAACAACGCCUUAGGCGUUUCCCUCUUGGCAGUGAGCUGGGUCUGUAGCAAGAUUGGACUCCUACCAGCGUUGAUGCUAUAUGCUCUCUCCUGCUUUCUGAAUCGUUAUACAUUGCUUCUGGUUUUUCGAUCUUGCCAACUCUCCAAGGUCAAAGUGUCUUAUCCUGAUGUGGCAAGAUUUUGCUUCGGGAGCACUGGUUUUUCAGUGGUGGCGCUGAUCAUGACUUCUCAGUGUUGCAUUACCAGCACUGCAUAUGUCGUCACGGUUGGAGAAGUGCUCUUCGAUGUGGUGCCUUUGUCAAGAAAAGGAGCAACGAUGCUUGGCAUGCUCCUACUUAUGCCCUUCACUUUGAUCAGGUCCCUGAAACGCAUCGCAAUCCUCUCCACACUGGCAACCAUUGCAUGUCUCCUGGAACUGCUGUGCAUCGCUCUGCCGUGCUAUUGGGAUGUCUUGGUGGCUGGAACCAGCUCUGUACAACGCAAGAUGGAAGGUUCUUGCCAGCCGCCACUCACCAAAUGCGACGAGGGCUGCUGUGGAGAACCUAGACCCAUGAUGUGGUUCCACUUGGAUAUGAAGAAUCUCGUUGAGGUGAUUCCAGUGAUAUUACUGGCCUAUGCCACCCAGUCAGCAACUCCCAUCAUUCUUGCAUCUUUGAAAGACGAUUCCUGGGAGAAUGUCCGGAAGAUUACUGGUUUUGUCUCUAUUUGUCUCUAUGUCAUUUCUGCUCUCUUUGGCCAUUCGGUCUACUUGCGCUUCACCGACACAACCACCAACAAUGCUUUGACAACCAUAGGUCAGCGACCGGUGGAUCACACUGCGAGAUGGUCAUUUGGUCUUUAUUUCCUACAUUUUUAUGCUGUUUCCAGUUCGGAACGUGCUGAUGAGCGCCUGCCUGGGGAAGGAUGAACUGCAGCGGGAAGCGCCAUAUGGUGUUUAUCUUAUCAUGACGCUGCUGUUGAACGGCUCUUUGCUAAUGUUGGCCCUAGUUGCAGUAGAACUGGGAGGCCUAUCGCUGUGCUUGAGAUUUGGUGGAGGCUUUUGUGCUACUUUGAUGGCCAUGGUGUUUCCUCCAAUGCUUUUCGUGCGCGUUCGAGCCGAAAGAGGCUGGGACUUUCGUGUGGUUUGUGGUAGCCGAGGAGGACUGUGCGCAAUCUUGGUGAUUGGGGCCUCAGUAUGGAUUUCCAGCAACUUUGCAUUGGGAAGGGAUGUGGCCAAGCGGCUACAGGAAGCGACCGGCAGUUAGAAUAUGAUCCAAAGGAAU
Molecule: messenger RNA, 2332 nt
Organism: Cladocopium goreaui
Lineage: Eukaryota; Dinophyceae; Suessiales; Symbiodiniaceae
Source: the annotation of a GenBank genome assembly